Aspergillus piperis CBS 112811 is the source of this 508-nucleotide messenger RNA. RefSeq lists its product as uncharacterized. The record is from RefSeq and is a predicted model, not a curated record. Lineage: Eukaryota; Fungi; Ascomycota; Eurotiomycetes; Eurotiales; Aspergillaceae. The transcript has a single exon. The coding region runs from base 107 to 379 and encodes 90 amino acids.
GUAAAUCCACAGGCCAUGUGGAAUCGAGGAAGGACCCGAGUGCUCCGAUGCAAGGCCAUCAAUUUUCGUCACGUCCGUCGGCUAAGAGUCCCACACGGUGGUAGACAUGCUCGUGAAUCCUCCCAUGACAGCAAGCACACAUGGCACAAUCCCGUCCAAUCCAGCCCAGAGCCAUAUCACACUUAUCGACAGCCUUAGGCGGGGUAAUGGAACUAUGACCACGCCAUUCUGGAAGCCCGCCUCUCACAAAUGGGAGGUUAGCGCUGUGCAGCUGCAGGAAAUCAAUAGUUCCUGCAAAGUCUUAUCAGGUGGGGGCCAGCUGAGCGUGCACUGCACCAUUCGGCAUUUUAUGGCGCGUCGGAGCGGGGUGUCCUGGUAAUCGCAUGGAGUGUUGGCUGACCAGUUUGGAUCAAAUUGUCGUGUCCAAAGGAGGGCGACUUCUGCAGCCGGUGUUGGUGCAAGGGCACUCUUGGUAUACUUCUGUUGGAAGAGGUGGUACUGCCGUUGG